AUGAUUGGAGAGAAGAAGCUUAUAGAAGGCUUGUUUUUAGAUUAUGACAAUCGACUGGGCCCAAGUUCACCAGAAGAGGGUCCAACUGAUGUUACUGUACAAAUCUUUAUCAUAAGCAUUGACACGAUAAGUGAAACUAAUAUGGAUUUCUCAUUGAGUAUGUUUCUGAGGCAAAGUUGGAUUGAUUCCCGACUGAUGUACACGCCAAUAGAAGGAAUGAAGACACUUGAGCUGGACACGACUUCAAUUGCAAAGGUAUGGAUCCCUGAUCUGUUUAUGCCGACAGAGAAAAAAGCUAUAGUCCAUCAUGUUACUGUACCAAACAAACUUAUGCAUGUCUAUCCGGAUGGAAAAGUACAGUACAGCCUUAGGAUUUCUGCGACAAUCAAAUGUAACUUUGACUUGCGGAAAUUUCCAAUGGAUUCACAACAUUGUUUUGUCGAGAUGGAAAGCUAUGGCUACACAACUGACACUAUCAGAUUUAAAUGGGAUGAGAAGUCAAUAAGCUCAAGCGAUGAUAUAAAGAUUCCGCAGUUCUAUCUGAAUGACCUCACAACGCAACAAUGCGAUAAGAUCUAUUAUGGAGUUGGAUACAGUUGCGUGCGAUUUGAUUUCUACAUGCAGCGGAGCGUCGGAUAUUACGUAACUCAAGUGUUUAUUCCAAGUUACCUGAUAGUAUUUCUAUCAUGGGUGUCGUUUUGGCUCGAUAUAGAUGCUGUGCCAGCACGGAUAUCACUUGGCCUUCUAACCGUACUCACCAUGACAACACAAAGUGCGGGGGCACGAAACAAUCUUCCAAAAGUGUCUUAUCUCAAAGCUAUUGAUGUAUGGAUGGCGGUUUGUUUGGGUUUUGUUUUUCUUGGCCUUGUUGAAUUUGCUUACGUAAAUGUUCUGGCACGCGUGGAGAAACGGCGCAAAUUAACAAUUGGCAGCAUAGCAGUUGGUACACUGAUGGCAAAGAAAUAACAUUCUUCCGCAAUGAAAGAUCCCGAAAACGCGGACGAUAC
Messenger RNA from Mercenaria mercenaria, 1007 nucleotides. Its product is annotated as glycine receptor subunit alphaZ1-like. NCBI's taxonomy places the organism in Eukaryota, Metazoa, Mollusca, Bivalvia, Venerida, Veneridae. Gene Ontology annotation, cellular component: neuron projection; membrane; synapse. The record is from RefSeq and is a predicted model, not a curated record. Gene Ontology annotation, biological process: chemical synaptic transmission; nervous system process; signal transduction. Gene Ontology annotation, molecular function: chloride channel activity; GABA-A receptor activity; neurotransmitter receptor activity. The transcript is spliced from 9 exons. The coding region runs from base 1 to 966 and encodes 321 amino acids.